AACAUAGGAUGUAUAUAUUAUAUAUACAUCCUAUGUUGUACAUGUGAAUAUAUUAUUUACAUUUUAAAUAUAAAUAAUAUAUUCAGGAGUUACUUUCAUAAUUCCUAGUAAAGAAAAUUUUGUUUUAUAAAUUCCGUCAAACCAAUCUCUAUUCGAACCAACUGAAGUAAAUAUUAAUAGUGCAGAAUGGGACUAAUUUGAUUUGAAAGCGUUUUUUUUUUUUUUAUCUAAUUAAUGUCUUCUAUAAUUUUAAUAUUUAAUUAUGUAUAUCUCAUAAAACUGAAACCAGGUUAACUAGACCUUCUAACUUCAAAGGCCUUGUAUUUAUUUUGCUGGAUAUAACGAAACACCGCAUAUAAUAUCCAUAAUCUAUGCAUAAAUAGAAUUGUUUCAUAGAUGUAGUAUAACAUAAAGGUUUCUUUCGUAUUUUCUUUUUAAACUGUUGGUCAUUAAUUUUAGAUAAAUAAUUGUAUAUUUGUGUUCAUCUUCUUUAUUUGACAAACUUGUCAAAGCUCAAAAGUAGAUUCAAACAGUCAGUGGCAAAUCAGAUUACAAAAAUUAACUCUUUAAAAUUUUAAAUUAUGUUUGACGAUAUUGUCUAUUUUAGUUCUUUAUUAGUUUGCAUUUCCUUAGGUGGUUUUUACAAAAAAAUUGAAAAUUCAGAAAUAAAACGCAAUUAUGGGGCGGGUCUUGGCUUACUUGUGGCUUGCUUGAUUUGUGGCCAUCACAUUUACCACACAAUAUUUCUCGUUUGGGGCAACAUUAUUAUAAUCAAAUGUUGUGAUAAACGUUUUGUUCACCAAAUAAGUAUAGCUUACACAUGGACCUACCUUUUGUACUUGCAUUUUAACCUGACGUCCACUAAGUACGUGUUAUGGAUACACCAAACUAUGGCGUUAAGACUCGUGGGACUGGCUUUUGAAGUAAAUAUGGCUGACAGGAGUAAAAUGUUCCAAAGAGGGCUGUCAAGUUCCAAAAUGCCUAUCGACGAUAGCAACGGAUUAUCUUCAGAACCGAGCAUUCUUGAUAUAGUUGCAUAUUCUUAUUUCUUUAUUGGAUUACAUAAAGGUCCUUAUUACAGAUGGAAAAUCUUCAACGACCACUUUAACGGUCCCUUUGGAACUUUGGGUGAUUGGAGAAUUGUUACCGAACAAAAACUAAAAAAGGCUUGUUUGUAUACACUCGGAUAUCUUUUGUUUACGUUGAAAUAUUCCCCACAGAUAUACUACGACGACAACUUUUACGUAAACUAUGGAACGGAUCAUCGUUUCCUCUACAACAUUUCACAACUAAUGAGGCACUUCUUCCAAUGUCACAUCGUGUUGAUGCUGUGCACGAGUGUGGCCACGGAGGCCGGGUUCGGGGUGUAUCCAGCCAAAUGUCAACCUUUACCAGGCUAUGGUCCUUCCGUACAGUACAGCUUUUUGAAAUUAGUGUAUGCUAACCGUAUCAUUCAUAUGACAGAUACACCAGGCGUAGCACUUAUGCAGGAAUAUAAUUUUUCAAUGUUGAAAUGUUUCGAAAAUGAAAAACUAUUAAUCGGACCUAAGAUGAAAGAUACAGUGCGAUGCUGGGAUAUGUCAACACAAUAUUGGUUUUGGGCAUAUAUAUAUAAAAACUUAACGAAAACAAAAGCAAGCAAGGAAAUCAAGAGUGCCUGCUCAUUUCUUGCAUGGACAAUCUGGUACGGACCUAAGCUACAGCAAGUUAUAUUAUCUGCCACUCUUUGGGUUUACGUGCAUCUGGAGUCUGAAUAUAGCAAGCUCUACAACCCAGUAGGCUCGAUGAAAUUAUCAUGGGAUAUCGGUUUUUCAAUAAUGCGGUUGUUCUGUUUGAUCUACUUGACUCCGUGUUUCAUAAUUUCCGAUACCACAAUAAUGUUAAAGUACUACAAUUCUAUAUUUUGGAUGUAUCAUAUAGUUUUAUUGUCGCUUAUUGUUGUAGCAGUCAUCAUAAAUAAGAAUAAAGAAGAUUUACGACUUUAAAGUAGUGGGAAUACAAAAAUAUAGAGUGAUACUAUGCGGUAAAUCCUUAUCCUCACAGAUCUUUCUGCGAGUGCUCAGGUUGUAAAAUGAGCUCCCCGCCGAGGUUUUCUCUAAAGACCAAAGUAAAUGACACCUCUAGUGUUAAAGGCGUCCAUAGACUACAAUGACUGCUUAUCAUCAGACAGGCUGUAUGCUUGUAUGCUACUUUUGUGGUAUAAAAAAAAAUCCUUAAAUGUAAAAAGUAUCACAAUUUAUAAUGCUACUACCUACCUACCGCGUAAUUUUUAUUAUGUAUGACAAUAGAUAACUGUGACUGAUAAUAAAAUCGUUUUUGCAAAUAUUUUGUAUCUUCAUUUCAUACAAAUAUUUACUAUAUAUAAAUUAGAAGGAAACUUUUUUGUGAAGUAAAAUAAAUGUAUAUAAAAUUAUUCACACUACUAAUGUAUAUUUAAAUAUUCUUUGGCAAUGACAAAUAUAUGUUAUGAAAUGUUAAGAUCAUAACUCAUAACCAUUUAAUUUUUAAUAAAUUUUAAUCCACAUACAAUCUCAGUUGAGAUGUAUUAUCUGAUGUAAAAAUAUGUUUUUUAUCUAACACAUUUGGAUUAUUUGUCCGUGUUGAAACUAGAUCGUAAAAUACGUUUUAUUAUCUCACCAGGGUUUAAAGUUAUGUCUGAGCAUUUGUUUUUAUAUGAAUUUUGACGCAAACUAUAACUAUUAUACGAAAACUGUUAACUUUAUUUUAAACUAGUCUUUAUUAUGUCCGCCGUUAACUGUCCACUACUGUACAUGAGGCCACUGAUGUUUGCCAGCAGUUGCCACGUUAGGCAAGCGGGUAAGCAAUCGCAGUUAGAUUUUGAUGAUGUUUUAAAGGGUG
Messenger RNA from Galleria mellonella (greater wax moth), 2859 nucleotides. RefSeq names its product lysophospholipid acyltransferase 7-like. Gene Ontology annotation, molecular function: lysophospholipid acyltransferase activity. The transcript is spliced from 8 exons. The record is from RefSeq and is a predicted model, not a curated record. Gene Ontology annotation, biological process: phosphatidylinositol biosynthetic process; lipid modification. NCBI's taxonomy places the organism in Eukaryota, Metazoa, Arthropoda, Insecta, Lepidoptera, Pyralidae. Bases 582 to 1985 code for a protein of 467 amino acids. Gene Ontology annotation, cellular component: mitochondria-associated endoplasmic reticulum membrane contact site; membrane.